This is a messenger RNA of Carassius auratus (goldfish), 8563 nucleotides long. Its product is annotated as UPF0606 protein KIAA1549-like. NCBI's taxonomy places the organism in Eukaryota, Metazoa, Chordata, Actinopteri, Cypriniformes, Cyprinidae. The coding region runs from base 859 to 5379 and encodes 1506 amino acids. The record is from RefSeq and is a predicted model, not a curated record. The transcript has 21 exons.
GACGUUUUGGCAUUUUGAUUAUCAUGGAUAAAAUAUAGUUAAUUCGUAAAUCUAUGGUUAAUUUUAGCAAGGGACAUACUGUGAAAUGAAUGUGUCUAUGUGUAACUAUGUUACUUUUUCAAAUGGAUUUUCAAACAACCGUUUCAGUAACAAACAAUAAUUACAUAAAAGUUCGUCACAACACGAACAAAUAAUAAUAAUAAACAAUUUAAAUUGAAUAAAGGGUUACUAAAGGAUCCUGCUGAUAGCCAAUGACAGUGUCUCCGUUGUUCUUUACGUUUCUUCUGAAUAAAUCCAAGGGGCGGUCUUCGCCGAGUGCCGCAGAUAUCGAGAAGGCGUAACGUUAUUUCUCUUCUGUGGAGUGUUUUAUGCCGAAGACAUGCGCUACCAAUAGUAGCUAUCUUUUAGAAGCGGCUCACGUAUUUAUUUAAGCGGUGCAAUCUGUCCAGUGUGUUUGGAGGGGAUGGGAUCUUGGGAUAUGGGCCGUGCAUGGGAACAGCAAGAACCGCUUCUUUACAAUUAACGUUAGAUCUACACCGGAUACCGGGAAAUGAACCACGCACGAGCAGCGAGCUGGGUACUAUCUAUAAGAGAAGCUGUCAGCAUAAAUAUCUGAUAUGUUUAAUCUGAUUUGAUCCCUUGCAUUGAUAGCAUUGAUAUUCUCUAUGUAUGGCCGUUCUGUCAUCAUGAUAUCGGGGGUGUGAAGGGGCGCGCGCGUGAGCCGCAUCCGCGCGACCUGCAUCUCAACAUGACAGCAAUGUAUAGAAAAGGAAGGAUACCAAGCAGGAAGACCUGUGGUUAUCCAGGAGACAUUUUAUCAGGGUCAGAUGGCCUGUCUUGAAUAAGAAACGUGUGAAAAUGGAGUGCUCUGGUUCAAGGAUGGAACUGAGGAGCCCGCGGCGACUGCUCGGAUGUUGCGCACUUCUUCUCGCCGCAGCGAUGUUGGUGGGAUAUGUUGCAGUGGAGCUCCCAUCCAACAUGUCCAGAAGGAGCCUCAAACAGCUUCCAACAAGAACACAUUCACCUCCUGCCUUAUCUUCUUCUUCAUCAUCAUCAUCAUCAUCAUAUUCUUCUCAUCAAUCUGAGAGAACCAGGCGUCCAGCUUAUACACCUCCAGGUGCCAAACAUCCCUCAUUCCCUGGACGCCAUGACAGUGCCUCCAGCAUAGAUCCCACCCCAUCCCUCGGUUCCGAAGGGUCGGGUAACUUAGGUGACGGGGCCCAGGGUAUACACCUGCUAUUACGACCCCCAGACCUUCUAACACCCAGCCAGAUGCCUCCCCUCCAUGACAACAGACCACCGACACCAGCCCCCCCAACCCUGGUGCCACCCGAAGACCAGUAUCCUGUCCACUCCGCAGAGGUGGAUUGGGGCUCUGGAGACUACCUUGAAACUCUUACUUUCAUGGGAUCAGAAGGGGAGGAGUUUUCUCUCGUCACCACCCUUCCUACGCAUGGAUACGAUUUGUAUGAUACGGAGGAUGAUGCCACAGUCAGCUACAACACAGCUUUCCCCUCUCGCCCCGUCCUGCCCCUCUCGUCAAGAGACCUUCAACCCAGCGUUACUGUAAAAUAUGGGACUAACUUAAGGACGGCCCAUCCUACCGAUCCCCGCCUCCCAUUGUCUCCUGACUCCGCCCAUGCGAGCGAUAUGGAUGAUGAUUUGGAUUUCGAUUGGGCGGAGCUUUUUCCCAUUGAGCCGACUGAAAUGCUGCUUCCUGAUAUGAACAGUCUGGAAUAUUACAACACAUUGCAAGCCAAAGAGAAUGCUAGUAUUGUGAGGAAUAGGACGCACCCUCAUAUUAUCCCUACGCACACUGUGGGACCCACCCACACUCCCACUGCAACUUUGGGGAAAAUCCCGAUUGAAAUUGACUGGACAACUCCUCAAACUAUUCCAUCAGUAACCCCAACUCCACCCCAAAAACCUACAAAGCCUCCCAUUCCAUCAACCAGCGAGAGCCAACGGCCUCCUGAAGGCCCAGAGAAGGGUGUUCCUUCCAUACCCACGUCCCAUGUGGGCAAAACCCGAACAUUGCCAACCGCCCUUCCUCCACCCGGCACCUUAGAGGGUCCAGUAAUACAAGCCAUUACACUGAAGCCCCCUGCUACCAAACCCCGUAUUACCACCAUCAAAACCACCACCAGAACUACAACCACAACCACGGCCACCAAAAGCCCACCGCCUACAACUCCCAGGAUUCCUCUGUCCAUUGCACCCCGACAGAAUGUCUGCAAUAUCACCAAACCGGACAUGUACCUAGUCAGAGUGGGCAUGCCUAGUGGGUCAUCGGUUGCGUUUGCCAAAGCUCAUGUGCGGGAGAUUCUUCGACGAGAGUUCAACCGUUCAGUGGAGCUCCAGGUCCUCAAAGCCCCGCCCAAUUUCAUCUUCCGGGCAGUUUCCGGUCCACUGGUGUAUACUGCUAUCUCUGUCAUUAAUGCUCUCCGUCAAUCAGCGCACAGCACUUCCUCUUCUUCCAUUCUUUCCGUCACAACUAUAUAUGCAGUGCCUGAUUACAAACAUCAGGUCCACACAGUGCUGCAGUUUGUACCAAGUCAUGUGGAUGUGCGUCUGUGUAGUUUCAGCGAGCGUGUAGAGAAGGGGCUACUCAUGGCGUAUGCGGAAGUACGCAAACGCUCACAAGAAAAUGGAAAUUUCACAGUUCAUAUUGUAAAUAUCACUAGUAGCCUUCCUAAGGGUCAGCGGCAGCAGAAGGCACCGGUGGACAUCACUUUUGCUGUGCGUGAUUCUAAAGGCUUCCUAAUGGGAUCAGAUGUGAGUGGUCACAUGAGGCAGCUCAGCGCUGUGGAGUUCAGCUUCUACCUUGGUUUUCCAACCCUGCAGAUCGCUGAGCCUUUUCAUUAUCCUGAACUGAAUAUGUCCCACCUGUUACGCACAUCCUGGGUGAAGACAGUGUUAUUGGGUGUUUUGGACCAGCGUGUGAAUGAGAGGACUUUCCAGGCCAAAAUGGAGAGGCGAAUAGCACUGCUGGUUGGAGAGGGACUUGGGAUCGGGGUUAGCAGUCGGCGAUGGAGAAGAGCUACUAGUAUUGGCAACAACAGUGUACAGAUCGUGCGGACGUCCCGUCUGAAUGGCCCGGACUACCCGCUGGAGCUGGUGUAUUUUGUGGAAGCGGGGUCAGGAGAAAGGCUGCCAGCUCAGGCCACUGCAGCCAUGCUCAACAGACUGAACCUGCAGAGAGCCGCCAUCGUACUGGGCUACAAAGUACAUGGAAUUCUGGCCACACCGGUGGAGAAGCUAGCCCUGCCGCCCUCUGAGACUCAGCCCAGUAACGUGUGGCUGAUCGUAGGAGUUUUGUUCCCAGUUCUUGUUGUCAUCCUCAUCAUCAUCAUCCUCUACUGGAAACUGUGCCGUUCUGAAAAACUUGAGUUUCAGCCAGAUGCCAUGAGCACCAUCCAGCAGAGACAGAAGUUGCAGCCUCCCAGUGUUAAAGGCUUUGAUUUUGCUAAACUACACCUGGGGCAGCAUAGUAAGGAUGACAUCAUGGUAAUCCAAGAACCCGCCCCUUUGCCGGCGCCUGUUAAAGAGGCCACACCCUCAGAGGGCGGAGAAUUGAACACUCCUAAAUCAAAGAGCUCAUCUACAAAAGCAUCCCGUGGAGCACGCAGAAGAGGCAGGUUGUCUCCAUCUGAUGGAGAUUCAUUAGGAAGUGAAGCAUCCAGCGGUAGAGAAUCAGCCGAGGAAAGCACCAGACCUGCUGUGACGCCAAGUGACAACAAACCUCAACAUCGCAAGAGCAAACAUUCAAAAAACAAACUUGGUGCUCAACCCGGAAGUAGUGUGGAUGAGCAGUUGUCUUCAUCAUCCAUAUUUGAGCAUGUGGACCGCCUCUCUCGAGGUUCGUCAGACGGAACACGCAGAGUCUCCAAUAAGAUCCAGCUCAUCGCCAUGCAGCCCAUGCCAAGCCCUCCCUCACAUCCACAUAACCAGGCCCUGAGUCCCAACCUGACAGACAACAUGCCUGACGGAGCAGAGGUCAACAGUGAGAUCCAAGUGGCCUUACGGCAUAAAUCUGAGAUCGAACACCAUCGCAAUAAGAUCCGCCUGCGGGCGAAGAGAAAGGGCCACUACGAGUUUCCCUCCAUGGAGGACAUCAUGACAGCGUUCUGCGACAGCUCCGAACAACACCGAGUGUAUCAACAAGCUCAGGAACAGAUACACAAGAUCCUGCAUCCUGAAGAAAACACACCUUCAUCGUGCAGAGAGCCACGAAAAAGCUCUAAGGGAAGACGCUCUCCCAGACAUAGACAAAGACAGAAUUUGAGUGGAAGCGGAAGUUUGAGAGACAAAGAUCGCCUGAUUUCUGAUGGAGAUGCCACGUAUAGGAAGUACCCCGGGGUCAACAAUGUGGCCUAUGUGUCCGAUGCAGAUCAGCUCCCAGAUGCAGGAAGCCCUUCUCCUACUGAUGAGGUGUUUUUAGACCCUGGAUCGCCGCCGUCUGACCUCGCCCCUGCCCCACCCAGCUACGUCCCUCCUCAGCCAACCAUAGAAGAAGCCCGGCAACAGAUGCACUCCUUAUUGGAUGACGCAUUUGCUCUGGUCUCACCUUCUUCUCAAGGAAGCCCUGCUCCUCUAACAUUCACUGGCGUUACGGCGGUCCCUGGGGUCGGAGCAAUCAGCCCCGGUCAACCCUCAAGCCCAUCCUUACGUCCUUCACGCCAGUGGGUCUCCUCUUCUUACCCAGAAGCCCCUAUACACAGUCCUUUCUCUGCGAGGUAUGCUGAGUUAGGAAUGUCUCCCACAUCGGUUCAAGGUUUACUGCAGAGCCAGACCCAGGGUUCUGGAUAUGUGGUGUCAGCAGAGAUGCAGUCAGAUCCUGGAUACUCCAGCAGGGGGCAGUAUGGAGAAGAGAUGCCAUCGUCUUCUCGGCCACGACCAGUAGGGGGCAGCACAGGUAAAGGUCUUAAUUGGUAUUUGAACGUUUGGUUUCAGUUCUAUGACCAUUUCUAUGUGUUGUCGUGUGUGUGUGUAGGUGCACAGUUGCAUCAGCUGACACAAGUGGGCUUGUCAAGUCGGAUUGGACUGUAUCCUGGAGUUGGCCGUAGUGUAUCUGGACCUUCAGGAUCAAGCUGGGCCCAUUACCGCUCAGAUGAGGAGAUUUCCAGACCAGGAUCCAACCGAGAGGCUAUACUGACAUUCCCAGAGUACUCUUCAUCACCAGUUUUCCAGAUUCCUAGGAUGACCCUACAGGAUCCCACAACACCCCAGGGUCACCUGGAUGCCUCGAGCACUGGGUACAUCGCCCCUGAGGAGCGUUCUCCACCCCCCCAAUCCUCUGCCUCUCUCAUCAAGGCUAUCAGGGAAGAACUCCAGAGACUUUCUCAGAAACAGGCUGCUGUUGUCAGCUACCAGAGUUGAAAAAGACCAUCCCAAAAACCCCAGCCCUGGUGAACUUCCCAAUGUACCACAUAAACAAACUCACAAAUACCAACACAUCUCCAUGGAUGAGAAGCUGCUUUACACAGGAUCCAAACCGAAAUCUUCAAAUUCAAGUACGGCUGGUCUGUUACAUAUGAAGAAUUACUCGCAAUCUUCCAUACUGGUGUUGCCAAGACAUCCACGAUUUAAAUUCCACUGCUGACAAGCAGAAAAUAAACUUAAGUACUCUCUUCUAUAAUUCACAAAGAAAAAAAAACACAUGUCCAGACUGUUUAGAAAGUAGACAAAGUUUCCGCAUAUUCAGACUCUCAAUUUGCAUGCUGAGAGCUGUGACAGUAGUUAAUGUGAAAAUACCUUCCCUUUAGUUCCAUGGCUCUCAAAGUGCUUCCUCCAAAUGGGUCAUCUUCAUGUCUCUGGAUUUCCUCUGGUGCUAAUACCACAAUUCAUUCCUGCCCAAAAACUUUCCUUUUCCUGUUCUCCCAUUUAUCCAAGACAGCUUAUCAAGGGGAAAAUGUGCUCUGUUCCAAAACCUAGUGAGCUGCUCGAUGUGAAAUCGGGUCCAAAGGUCCAAAGGUCAACUUAAUCAUGUUCGCUUAAAAGAUACAUUUAAGCUAAAUAUGUUUUGGUUAAAUAUGUUUUAACCAAAAAGUUAUAUUUUAUUUGAUAAUAUUCAUUAAAACUAGAUAUUAUCUAUAUAUUAUCAAUUUAUGUAUUUUUAUACUCAUUGUAUCACAUUGUUAGCUUAGCAACAUGCUAACAGGUCAAACCCUGAACAGAGCAAGAAAAAUGUUGAUUAUAAAGUAUUAUUUCAUUCAGUAACGUUCAUAAAAACAUUAAAUAUAUUAUUUUACUCAAAGUUUGUGAGUUUUAUGUAUUUUUAUACUUAUUUAAAAUAUCAUGCCAUUAGCUUAGCAACAUGCUAACGUCAAACCCUGGCCAGGGCAAGAAAAAUGUUGAUUAUACUUUGUAUUCGAUAAGCUAUAUUUAAUUUGAUAAUGUUAAUAAAACCAACGUGUGAUAUUGUUUAAGUUUGUACUUAUUGGAAUCUCAUCUCAUCAGCUUACAAACAUUCAAAAUUGGGAUGGGACAAGAAAAUUUUUUAUAAGCUAUAUGUAAUUCGAUAACAAUCAUACUUCAAAUGUGUUUUGUACCCAGGAUUUGCAAGUACUGUAUAUUUUACUUAGGCCAAAUAGAAUAACACACUGUUAGCUUAGCAAAAUGCUAAUGUAAAACUCUAGACGGAACGAGAUAUAUUAUGAUUAAAAUGUAAUAACUCAUUCAAUAACAUAAAAUCUUACAUUUUUACCCAACAUCUCUGAGUAUUUCUAUAUUAAUUAGAGAAUCACGCCAUUAGCUUAGCAACAUGCAAUUGAAAUCAAUUGCAAAAUCGAGUCUGUCUGUGAUGAAGUUAAGAAUAAGCCACUCAUUAGAUUCCAUGACACUGUCUUUUUAGACAGCUGUAGCUCACUAGGUUUUUGAACAGAGCUAAUAUCUGUCACGGUCUUCAGGUCUUGUCUUACAUUUGAGCUCUGGCAAAGUCCUUUCUAUAAACUGUCUCUGGCUUUGGUUACUUCAGACUCUGCGGGGGAGGGAAGAAGAGUUACUGUUGGGAUCAUAAACACUGAAGUGAGUUUCUGAGUCAGCCCACAUGUGGAGAUGAUUGACAUGCGGCCUCAGCUGCUGACCAGCAUGGUUCCCAUACCGAUAACAUCAUAUUAUUUUGUCCAACCCGUCUGAAUCUGAGGAGAGGUAUCAAAGCAAGCGUUCACGAUGCCCGUGUUUAUUCUUUUAAGCUCUUUUUGCAAGUGGGUAUUGAAUAUUGGCUGUCCAAUCAGUUCUUUUUAACGUAGUUUCUAAGUUUAUGCAUAUUCAUUUUGCACAUUUUCUCAUCUUUGCACAUUCAUAUCAUUAUGAUGAUGGAAGUCAAUCAGUUAAAGAGUUUAGUGGAAAAGAGAGACAACUAUACAGUAACUAUAUAAAGAAAGAUACAAGUGAGUUCAUAUACAAAUAUUAAUGUAUUAACUCAUUGAGCACAAUCUGAUUAUAUGUUAGAAUAUAUGUUAAGCAUAUUAGAUUGUAUUUAUUUUAUAUUGUUAUGAAAGUGUAAUGUUUUAAAGGUGUGGGAAAAGUGUUGCUAUGGGACUAAAAAAACAAAAGACCAAAUCACUGUUGAGGCAUAUAGUUCAUUUAGCUUCGUAAUUCAGUAGGCAUUUUCAAUGUAUUUUCAUGUAUUUGGUCAUGUGGAUUUGCACAGAGGUAUUGUAAAGGAAAUGAGUUGAGGUUUAAGGCCUUGAUCAGUAAUCUGUUUUAAAUCUUUAUCCUAUUUUUAUUAAUCUCUUUAUUUUUUAGUUUAGAUUUUUUUUUUCUAAGUAUUAUUGAUUUUAUUUUUUUUUGUACUGGGUUUCCACAACUGGAAAUAUUGAAAAAUUGUGUUUGAAAAUUGUUCAUUAAAAGAUCAAAUCUGAUGUAAUUAAUAUAAUAUUUUCUAGAGUCCUACAAGUUAUUUUAUUAACUUGAAAUAGUUUUUUUGCGAGUGCAAUAAAAUGCUUUUAAAAAUCCAUAUCCAUUAAUCACAAAUUACUUCAAAGUUUAUGGAACAAAGAGUUGUGGAAACCCAUUUCUUUCUUCUUUUUUAUUUCUUUCUCUCCUUAAUAUUUCUGUUUUCUUGCUUCUAUCAUUUUCCUUCCUUCGUUCUUUCUGUUUUUCUAUCGAUCAUGACUCCUGGAAGGCCUUAAAUCGGGAUGCAUGAGAAGUAAUGGAUUAUGCUUUAUUUCUUCCUUGUUUAUUUUGUGUGCUAAUAUCUUGAUGGGCAUGCUAAUAAUCUAAAAAUAUUGAAAAAUACAAACAAACUUGAUAGAAUUUAGCCUACAUUGAAAGACUACUAUGUAAUGGUUUAUGAGACUAAAAACCAGUGGUCAAAGCACAGAGAAACCACCCUGAUCAUCAUCAAAAGAAAAAAAAAAGUAUUUUGUCAUUUAUAAACCUGAAUAAUAUUUUUGAAAGUAUUUAAAAAAUCAAUAUUUACGACUAAAAUAUAUCAUAUAAAAAGUGUAUUAAUAUGUAAAUGGACAUUUCUCCAUAUUUAAAUAUUCAGUAUAGUCUAUAGUUGACCAGUAAGAGGCAAACAUCAUUGGUAGACUCUCUUUCCCACUGCAAAGACCAA